Molecule: messenger RNA, 3323 nt
Organism: Eruca vesicaria subsp. sativa (arugula)
Lineage: Eukaryota; Viridiplantae; Streptophyta; Magnoliopsida; Brassicales; Brassicaceae
Source: the annotation of a GenBank genome assembly
AUGGAUGCUCCAGUAAUCGAAGAAGAGGACGAGGAGGCGUUAGCCUCUCUCGUCCCCAUCCCUCCACGUCGCAAGACGCAUUCCUACAGCAUGCAAUUCGACCACCAGAAGCCUCACCACCAGAUCCGCAAACACAGCCUCGACGAGGUCCAACGCUCCACCACCUUAGGAAACGACGCCGUUUACUUCGACUCCUCCGACGACGAAUUCUCCACCGGAGGACUCAUCGUCAGCACCACCGAAACCGUCUCCGACUCCGUCAACGGCGAGGAUUACGCCGUCGUCACGCCUCCUCCAAACGCCGUCGUCGGAGACGACGGCGUCGAGCCGCUCCCGGAGUUUAUCGGCGCCGGAGGCGGCGCCGGGAUCUUUAAAGCUCCGGUGCGGGCGGCGGUGCAUCCCGGACGGCCGCCGUGUCUCGAGCUGAGGCCGCAUCCGUUGAGGGAGACGCAGACCGGGAAGUUCUUGAGGAACAUUGUUUGUACGGAGACGCAGUUAUGGUCUGGUCAAGAGAACGGCGUGCGGGUUUGGAACAUUGAUGACGUGUACGAGGGAGGGUGUGGGAUUGGUGGACAAGUACGUCGUGGGGAUGAGGAUACGGCGCCGUUUCAUGAAUCUGUUGCUACUUCACCUACAGUGUGUUUGGUUGCUGACCAGAGCAAUAAGCUUUUGUGGAGUGGGCAUAAGGAUGGUAAGAUCAGGGCUUGGAAGAUGAUGGAUCAGGAGACGACUUGUGAGGCUUCUGAUGAUGUUUCAGAGCCUUUUAAGGAACGUAUCUCGUGGCUAGCUCAUCGUGGUCCUGUGAAUUCUAUUGUCAUUAGCUCUUAUGGUGAUAUGUGGUCAUGUUCUGAAGGAGGUGUGAUUAAAAUAUGGCCUUGGGAUUCGUUAGAGAAAUCUCUUUUGCUUAAACCGGCGGAGAAACACAUGGCUGCGUUGUUAGUGGAGAGAUCUGCCAUUGAUCUCAGGACUCAAGUUACUGUGAAUGGGACAUGUAGCAUAUCUUCCUCAGAGGUCAAGUUUUUGUUAACGGAUUUAGUAAGAGCUAAAGUGUGGGCUGUGCAGUCACUCUCAUUCUCAAUAUGGGAUGCUCGGAGUAAAGACCUAUUGAAAGUCUUAAACGUUGACGGGCAAGUUGAGUGUCGUGUAGACACGCCACCUACACAAGACCAACAAGGCGACGAUGAGACAAAACUAAAGUUCUUCUCAGCUUCAAAAAAGGAGAAACCACAGGGGUUUCUACAACGAUCACGUAAUGCUAUCAUGGGAGCUGCAGGAGCUGUUCGCCGAGUGGCCACUAGAAGUGCAGGAGGGUUUGCGGAAGACACAAGGAAGACAGAAGCUAUUGUCUUAGCUGUAGACGGAACUAUUUGGACAGGUAACAUGAGUGGUCAGAUUGUGCAAUGGGAUGGUAAUGGAAGCCGCUUGAGAGAUGUGAAUCACCACCACAAACCUGUUCUGUGCUUUUGUACUUUUGGUGAUAGAAUCUAUGUGGGUUAUGCUAGUGGAUACAUCCAGGUUUUGGAUCUUGAUGGGAAGUUAAUGGCGAGCUGGGUCUCACAUAAUGAGCCUGUGAUAAAGUUAGCAGCGGGUGGUGGUUUUAUUUUUAGUUUGGCUACUCAUGGUGGAGUAAGAGGAUGGUAUGUGACAUCUCCAGGACCCAUGGAUAACAUAAUCAGAACAGAGCUGUCUCAGAAGGAAGGUUUAUAUGCUAGAAAAGAUAGUGUUAGGAUUUUGGUUGGUACUUGGAAUGUUGGUCAACGACAGGCUUCACAUGAUGCGCUUAUGUCUUGGCUGGGCUCUGUUAGUUCAGAUGUUGGUAUUGUCGUUGUUGGGUUGCAAGAAGUGGAUAUGGGGGCAGGUUUCCUUGCCAUGUCUGCUGCUAAGGAAACGGUUGGACUUGAAGGAAGUGUUGUGGGGCAAUGGUGGAUUGAUGCAAUUGGAAAAGCACUUGAUGAGAAGAACACUUUUGAGCGUAUGGGUUCAAGACAGUUGGCAGGGCUUCUUAUAUCUCUUUGGGCGAGAAAGGAGAUUAGAACUCAUGUUGGAGAUCUUGAUGUUGCAGCUGUCCCAUGUGGCUUUGGCCGUGCCAUUGGCAACAAAGGAGGUGUAGGAUUAAGAAUCAGAGUUUAUGACAGAAUCAUGUGCUUUGUGAACUGCCAUUUAGCUGCACAUUUGGAAGCAGUUAACCGCAGAAACGCUGAUUUCAAUCACAUUUUCCGGUUAAUGGUGUUUUCCAAAGGACAAAACCUAAGUAACACUGCAGCUGCUGGUGUCUCAACAACAGCUUAUACACUAAAAACUACCACUGUAUGUAUCUUUAUCAAUAUCACCAUUACUAAAACAUGUUUUUGUACUGAACAUGUUUCUCUGUUUCACCAGAAUCCAAGCACUGGCACUGAAGAAGUCAAGUCUGAUUUAGCAGCAGCAGACCUGAUCGCAUUUUUCGGAGAUUUUAACUAUAGACUGUUUGGUAUAACCUAUGAUGAAGCCAGAGACUUCAUUUCACAGAGAUCCUUUGACUGGCUCAGAGAAAGAGACCAACUUAGACAAGAGAUGAAAGCUGGCAAAGUCUUCCAAGGAAUGCGUGAGGCAUUAAUCACAUUCCCUCCCACUUACAAAUUCGAAAGGAAUAAAUCAGGCCUUGGAGGUUAUGAUUCAGGAGAGAAGAAGCGAAUCCCUGCAUGGUGUGACCGAGUUAUAUACAGAGACACACAAGCAAGUCCUUUCUCAGAGAGCAACUUACAAUGCCCUUUAGUUUCAUCGGUUAUAAUGUAUGAAGCUUGCAUGGAUGUUAUUGAGAGUGAUCACAAGCCUGUACGCUGCAAAAUUCAUGCAACUAUAGCUCACGUUGAUAAAUCUGUGAGGAGACAGGAGCUUGGGAACAUAAUAAGAACCAAUGAGAAAAUAAGAUCUAUAUUUGAGGAUCUAAAGUUUGUUCCAGAAACAACUGUGAGCACUAACAACAUUGUCACGCCAGCAGCAGGGAUAAUAAGCCCGGAAGGAACCGUGGAUGUUAAGGUUCAUCAUGAAGAUUUUCAGACAAUGGAAGAGUGUGUUGAUGGCAUCCCACAGAGUUGGUGGUGUGAAGACACACGAGAUAAAGAAGCAAUCCUGAUGGUGAACAUUAGAGGAAGCUGCUCAACUACAAUGACAAGCCACACUAUCAAAGUCCGUCACUGCUACUCAGCUAGACUAUGCCUCCUUGAAUCCAAACCCAAAAACCUAACAAAGAACCUAGGUGGUUCACGUCGUCAAAGCCGUCAUGGAGGAAGCACUAGACCCAAAACUGAAGACUCAGUUAGCCGAGGUAGAAGCUAGUAAUG